AUGAGGCAUGCUGACGGCGGCGUUCAGGGGAUCGGCCCUUGCGACGAGGAGAGUCGAGCCGUUGGCGCUUUGCCGGACGAGGCGAACGAGGAGGCGAACGCGGGCGGGUGGUAUGGUGAGCUGGCGAUCGGUGGCGAGAGGGAGGACGAGCGGGCGAACGAUGACGACGGGAUCGGUGGUCACGAGACUGGCUACGAGACACGACGCGACAAGGAGAUCGCGGCGAACGAUGCAGGCGCGGAGAUCGUGACGAUCGCGGCUCAAGCAGAUGCCAGCGGAGCAACGGGCACGCUCGCAGCGGGACGCGCGGGGGGGGAGCGGACGGGGAGCAGAACCGCUCUCCGCGAUGCGCUCCCGACCAUGGCCGCCAUCAGCAGACAUUGGAGCGCGGGGAGGAUGUCGCUCGCUCAGCAGGCGGUCGACGUGGCGGACGGGGAGCAGCGGGACGCGGACGACGGGCUAGCGGAGGAGGACCUGAGAAUGUGUAUCAACAAUCGGGACGGAGGGCUUUAA
Molecule: messenger RNA, 513 nt
Organism: Closterium sp. Naga37s-1
Lineage: Eukaryota; Viridiplantae; Streptophyta; Zygnematophyceae; Desmidiales; Closteriaceae
Source: the annotation of a GenBank genome assembly